CCCCACCACUCCCCUCACCACUCCCCCACCACUCCCCUCACCACCCGGGUGUCACACGCGGACACACAAAGACGACACCAGCCUGACAACACCUGUGCUCGCGUGAGACUCCCGUCGCCAAAUCGUCAUCACAAUCACCGUGACAUCUGAUGCGAGACGCGCCGUCAUCAUAACGAGUGAGAGAUCAUCGCUCACGAUAGCAUAACGCGUAUUGUUGUUGUUGUCGUCAUUGUAAUUGCUAAUUGAAGCCUCGGCUCGUGAGGCUGCGCCACGCUGAGUCGCCCUUCCACGGCUCCGCUCCUCCUCCAUCUGGGGCCAAUUAGUCCGGCUCCGGGAUCGCACCCAAUCCCCGCCACGUGGAGGUCACGACCGCCGGACCGAGGGGAGGAGGAAGAGAGAGCGAGAGAGCGCGGGGAGAGUGGGCGAGAGGGGGAGAGACGCACAGUGAGUGUGGGAGAGAGAGGGAGAGAGCGCGAGAGAAGCGGACGGGAGUGAAGUCACGACGCGUGCUGCAGGAGGAGAAUCCAGGACAACGCCAAUGACGAGGAUGAUGACGGUGGCGGCUACGACGAUGAUGACGGCGAUGAUGAUGACGAUGACGACGUCCAAGCGGCCGCGUCGCCGCGUGGGCUCCGGGAGGAUGCUGCCGCUGCUGGUGAUGGGGGCGGUGAUGGCAUCGCUGCUUGUGAUGGCCAUGGGACCUCAGGCCGCGGGGGCUCACGGCGGCGAUGUCGCGGGUGACGGCGGUGAUGGCCACGAGGAGUUUGCCGCUCACGAUGGAGAAGCGCCGGCGAUGGACGACCACGAGGUCCAUUAUGACGACCGCGACUUGGAUGGUGGCGAUGUUGCUGCUGGUGGUGAUGUCGACUUCGAUGGUGAUGUUGAUGAUGGUGGCGAUGCUGAAGGUGACAUCGGCGGUGUUGAUGGCGGUGGUGAUGUUGAUGCCUAUGGCGGUGAAGUUGAUGCCUAUGGCGAUGAUGUUGAUGCCUAUGGCGGUGAUGUUGAUACCUAUGGCGGUGAUGUUGAUGAUGAUGGUGAUGACAACGACAUCACCGAUGGUGUUGAUGAUGAAGCAGAACAGGAAACAACGGAGGGAGUUGUGGAUGAUGGGGUUGAUGAUGGUGGUGAUGGUGGUGCAGACGUCGCAGAUGAAGGCACUGAUGAUGCUGAUUUCGGAGAUGUUGUUGAGGAACAUCAGAGCGCACAGGCAGAUGCCGCGACGAACGAUGAAGAUGAUGAAGAUGAUGUAGCUGAAGAUGAUGAUCAUGCAGCUGAUGAAGCUAACGAUGGCAGCGAUGUUAAGCAGAACGAUCACGGUAAUGACGUAGACGAAGAUAGUGAUCAGGCAGGGGACGAGGAAGAAGAUGUGGCAGUAGGAGCCGACGACGAUGACGAUGAUGAUGAUGAGGAGGUGACGAGUGAAGAUGUUCAGGACCAGGAGCAAGAGAAUGAGGAGGAGGAGCAGUGGUCGGAACAAGGGGAAGAUGUGGGAGAGGAGGAAGGGGAGGAGGAGGGAGACACAACGCAGGGCACAGAGAACGGUGGUGACGGCGAGGAGGACGAGGAGGUGGACGUGGAGGAUGAGGAGGUUGUGGAGGAGGUGGUGGAACAGGUGGUGGUGGACACGACUCAAGAGGAGCCGCAGGAUCGCUCCGGGAAGGACGAGGCAGCCUACCAGGACGGGUCCCUGUGUGCCCUCUGCUCUCUGUGUCACGGCUGUGACACCACGUGCAGACAGUGUCCGUGUGAGGAAGGCGAUGAGAGUUCGCACUGCGCCAACUGCAAGUAUUGCCACGCGUGUCACCUCUGUCCGGUUCUCUGCGACACCUUGUGUCAGCCAGGAGGAUACGUGGAUGGAUUCAGUGGUUCCAUUUACCAGACUGUCUCAGGUCUGUGGUCGGGAUCGCAGCCGGCGUGAGGAGCAAGCGGUGAUGUCGCAUCCCCGAAACAUCAUCGACAACAACAACAGUCGUUACCACAACAAUACAAUAUGCACAACAGCAACAAUAAUGAUAACGUAAUGUAACAACAGUAACAGCAACAGCAAAAAACGACAGCGAACACAAUGAGUUGUACGAGUGAAAGUAAAGCAAUAAUAAUCAUUAAUACAGCCCCACACAAUCAGGGCGGCUGACGUAACCCUGCACCCCCCCCCCCUGCCUCCCCCCCACUGCAUAUCUGCAUCCUCUGCUCCACGAGCAGAGGACACGUGGCCUACAUAUCCACAGCGACUCUCUGUCGUCGUCCUCGUGUCUCACCCUGCAUCCGUAACUCACCUUGCAUCCGUGACUCACCUUGCAUCCGUGACCAUGGAUCCGUGACUCACCACGGAUCCGUGACUGACCACUGAAUCGGUGCCUGCUCUGCAUCUCAUUAUCUCACCGCCCCCCCCCACCCCGUAAUUAAUCCGAGGUUUCCAGACUUUAGUCCUUGCGACCCGCCACGUGUGGCCCUGCCCAUGUUUACCAAUCUCCGUCAUUGUAUUCGUGAGACAGGGACCGUGCGUAACAGGGCGUGUUCGGACAAGGCGAGUGUGGAGAGUCGGGAUUGCACUCCAAUCAUUCUCUUGCGGCAAACUGCAGCAGCGAGUCGGCACCGAAGCCUUUGCAAAUUAAGUCGUCGCACGCGCUGUGCGCGCCGGAUGAUUGGUAAACACGUCCAACGUAAUGCAGUAGCCGGGUGACGAUUUAAAUUAAUUGAUAGUAAUUAUAUUAUUAAAAAAGUUAUAUUGAUUAGAUUCAGCGCUUGGUACCGCCGUGACGGGACGCGUUUAACCAAUCAUCUGGCAUGUGUAGCGUGUAACGGUGUAGUUUGCACCUGCACUGUGAGGCGCGGCGACCUGGGUUCGCACAAUCCCCAACAUUAAAGGAAUCCACACACAACAAAAAGCACGGCUCUUCUCUUGUAGCUGCCGUCACGCUGCAGUGGCAUCAGUGGCACGACCAUUUCACCUGUAAGUCAAUGGGGAAGUAGAAACGUGAAGCUACCAAAUCUCCUGGCCCGGGGUCGGGACUGUCCCAGUGGUGCCACCGACUCUGCCCCCCCCCCCCGUGUCUCCUCCACCCCGAAGCGUCAUUUGGCCUCGUGAACUACACGUUCUGGCCUCGUGCUCGACUUAUCCAGCAGUGGAUUGAUCAUGGUGAGGAUGAGGCGGGAAAAGGGCGUUGCUACCCAGUCGGGCGGUGGUGGUGGUGGUGGUGGCUACCCUGCACAUAGCUGCCUAUGAUCCAGCACUGUGAAGGCAGCAGCAGCGAGGGUCGGUGGAUCACACAAAGAUGUCGUGAAACUCCCUUCCCGCGGGCAACGAGGAGGAGCCCGUGCCCUGGCUCGCCAGGAAAAGGCACUACAGGAAAAAAAAUCGAUUCUAUCUGUACGGGAUAGAGUGUUGCCCCCUCUCACGGCUGCUCCCGUUUCAUUCCACUUGUAAACACUUUUGUCGAUGUCACUUUCAUAUAUAGAGGACCGCAGAGCUUGUGGAAAUCUUGGCAACGCUGGGUCACCGCGUCCCUCUGGUUCCUUCUCACGCUUUUCUCUAUGAGAGUUGAAAUCAGUAAUAAUUAAUAUAUUAUAAUUAUUAUUAUUAGUCGAGCAGGGUGCGGGGCCAACGUCAGAAAUAGGGAGGGAACCAAUCACUCGCCGUGUGGGCGGUCCUAGUGCUGGAGUGAGCGUGGCUAUGUAAAAGUGGGCAGAUAGAGAGAGGAGCUGCCACCUCAACCACGUGUCCCGGCUGAGCCUCACCGAGGAUUGGUAGCUUCAAGAGCUCGUCGACAGGACACGUGGCAGGGUUUUCACUCCCAUGAUUCGUGAUUGAUGUGUUGUUGAUAAGCCAACGCGACGAUCCUGUCACUUUAACUGAGCCGUGAGCGAGUCAAAAGAACAAUCCUUCACGUGUUUGGCGAUGUCGAGGAUGGUGGAGUGUCUUA
This is a messenger RNA of Petromyzon marinus (sea lamprey), 3923 nucleotides long. RefSeq lists its product as uncharacterized. The record is from RefSeq and is a predicted model, not a curated record. Gene Ontology annotation, molecular function: calcium ion binding. Lineage: Eukaryota; Metazoa; Chordata; Hyperoartia; Petromyzontiformes; Petromyzontidae.